Brassica napus (rape) is the source of this 1675-nucleotide messenger RNA. RefSeq lists its product as uncharacterized. NCBI's taxonomy places the organism in Eukaryota, Viridiplantae, Streptophyta, Magnoliopsida, Brassicales, Brassicaceae. The transcript is spliced from 5 exons. The coding region runs from base 156 to 953 and encodes 265 amino acids. The record is from RefSeq and is a predicted model, not a curated record.
AUCUUCAUACAUUUAUAAUUUUGCACAUAUGACCAAAAAUUUCUACGUUUAUAUAAUUCGAUAUUAUGUCGUAAAGUAAUUGAUAAUAUGAUACUAAUUUACAUAUAGAUGUGCAAAUACAAGAGACCACUGAUGUCAUUAGCACUUUCAUUACCAUGUCCACGGUUCCGGUAAAGCCACUAACUCCGGUUGGCUUACAUCCUAUUCGCCGGAACCUCACUAGUACGACGACUUUGAAAUCUCAGGCAAUGCUCACCGCCGUUCCGAGCAAGCAUAUUAUCGGGUUGUCUACUUAUAAUAGAUGCUUUGAGUUUAAAUCUUGGAGCCAAAUGAGAAAUCCAGCGUUUUUAAGCCACCGUCGGCGAGUUAGCACGGUGGUGGCUUCGGCGGGAAACAUAACUGCACCGUCGUCUUGGGAGUCUUGGAUGCCAGAUAAGAACGCGGCGGCGACAACUCUAUUGCUGAGUGAUGUCAUUUGGCCCGCAGCUGAAAUACAAUAUAUUUUUAGCUCAAAUAGCCUGUGCUGCGAUUGGAGUGGUAGCGUUCUCCGUAUUCGGUCCAGGUUGGCUCGCCCGGAGCGUUGCCCUCGCCGCUUCUAUCGCUUUUAUGGUCAUUGCUCGUGCCAAUCACCCUCCUGCGGCGAGCCUACCACUAAUGUUCAUAGAUGGAGCAAAGUUUCAUCACUUGAAUUUAUGGUACGCAUUGUUCCCAGGGGCAGCCGCAUGUGUCAUUCUAUGCCUGCUCCAAUCGAUCAUAUGCUACUUGAAGGAAAACAUAAAAUUUUGAUGAAUCCUCAAGCGACACCAUACGAUCGAAUGAUAUAUAUAAAUAAAUGUACAAAUACACAUACUGAUGGAACCAUUGUGAAUGUAUUUGAUUCAUCUAUGUAUACCCUUGUACGUAUCAAUACGUUCAUUCAGAAUAUGGAGUUCACUUUCUUUCUUUCUUUUUAGUUAUCAUCUGAUGACAUUUAACGUAUCACAAAAUAGACGGGUUAGUUCCUUUGUUUCUUUAUACUUUAUUAUUUACUUGGCACUCCACGCAAGGUUUAAACUGAGUAUAUUUUGGUUAUUGUUGUCAACUAUAGAGUAUAGUCUAUAGAGAUAUACGACAGGUAGAACCAAAAUUACGUUACGUAUAACUUUAAUCGUGUUAAAUUUUUAUUAAUCAUGUGUAAAUUUCAUUUUAGACUCUUAGUGGUGGACUAUUUUGCACAUGUUUGGACGGCUAUCGUGGAGAUGUUGAGUUUCUAAAUAUGGAUAUAUGAAAACCUAGUUUGUUUGGGAAAUUAUGUAUACUAAUUAAUUAAUGUAUGCUCCUUUUUUGCAUUCCACUACGUAACUGAGCUUAAUUGUAAGAAUGAAAGAUUAUACAAAAUUUUCCAGAAAUUUAUGUGCAAUAAGAAAACUAAAAGAUUAUUUGAUGAUUCAUAUUUAUUCAGAUGAAUCCAUAUAAUUUCUGUACAUGUCUUUUUUUUUUUUUACCCAAAAAGUAUUUUCAACCGGAUUCGCCUUUACUAUUUUGAAUUUUACACCAAUAUACAGAUGGUCCAGUUGAUAGAUGUACAUGUGUUAGUCAGUCUUUCACCCACUGAAAGAAAAUGAAGUUGGUGGAAAGUUGAAAUGUGAGAGCUAAACUCUAUAUAUAUAUAUUUUUUCUUAAAAUAUAUGGCCUU